CUUUUUAGUGCGACUUCCGUGAAGAAGUGUGUCGGCUGUGAGCGUUUCGUGGGUGUUUUGCUGCGAGUUGUCGGGGGACAGCCGUGUGAUCCUAAUUUCUCCUCCUCGUCGUCUGCUUCGACGCUGCUAGAGAAACGAUGAACGGAACGAUGGCGAUGGCACCAACGCCACAAAACAGUAUCGAGCCGUCGGCGAAGAAGAUGAAAGUGGAAGGAAAUGCAUCCGAGUUCUUACCAGGCCCUAUAUAUGAUCUCAAUCAGAUAGGUCAGGUCGUCGCUGGACCUGGCGCCAAGUAUCUGACGCUGCCGGGCAUACUAGGAGCUGGCUUACCGAAAAUCACAUCCGAGCAGCAGGACACAGUAAACCGAGCCAAGAAGUAUGCGAUGGAACAGAGCAUCAAGAUGGUCCUGAUGAAGCAGACUCUGGCCCAUCAGCAGCAGCAAAUGGCAAGUCAGCGGAAUCAGGUGCAGAGACAGCAGGCUCUCGCCCUCAUGUGCAGGGUUUACGUGGGCAGCAUCAGUUUCGAAUUGAAAGAAGACACGAUCAGGCAAGCUUUCUUGCCGUUCGGACCAAUCAAGUCUAUCAAUAUGUCUUGGGAUCCCGUUACACAGAAGCACAAGGGCUUCGCCUUUGUGGAAUACGAGAUACCUGAGGCGGCCCAACUUGCUUUGGAGCAAAUGAACGGUGUCAUGAUCGGUGGCCGUAACAUCAAGGUCGUUGGACGUCCGUCCAAUAUGCCUCAAGCGCAAUCGGUGAUUGACGAGAUCACCGAGGAGAGCAAGCAUUACAAUCGCAUAUAUAUCGCGUCGAUACACCAGGACUUGACGGAGGACGACAUCAAAUCGGUCUUCGAGGCUUUUGGCCCAAUCACUUACUGCAAGCUUGCACAGGGCAGUUCGCCACAUCGCCACAAGGGUUACGGCUUCAUCGAGUACGAGACGAUGCAGGCCGCGCUGGAAGCGAUAGCCUCGAUGAAUCUGUUUGAUCUAGGCGGUCAAUACUUGCGAGUCGGUCGUGCUAUCACGCCGCCGAAUGCGCUGAUGGGACCACCCAGUGGCACGAGCAUGAUGCCAACUGCAGCUGCAGUAGCUGCGGCAGCGGCUACGGCGAAGAUCCAGGCGAUGGAUGCAGUAGCGAGCAAUGCAGUUGCAUUAGGUCUCACGAAAUUGGGAGCAGCGGCACCACCGAUUCUGAAUCAAGCACUUCCAGGCGUGGUACGGCCCACUAUUGCUCCCGCGACAAUAAUGACACCACCGACGGUGGCUACAGUAGCACCCGUGAUACCUCCGCCUGGUAUAGCCAUACCUCAGACAUUAACGCGACCACCUGCCAUCAUACAACCGAUCCCCGGCCAGCAGGUCGUGAUACCACCACCCGCCGUUGUCGCCCCUACUAUCGUCGGCACGCCAGUCGCCAUACCGGUCACGACGACGGCGAGUUCCGACAUUAUGAGGCGAGCACAGGAGCAAGCCGCUCAUCAGAAACAGCAGGAGGAGUUGCAGAAAAAGUUGCUCGAAGAGACGGAGCCGCAGACGUUGCAGCAGCAGGAGAACAUGUCGAUCAAGGGUCAGAGCGCGCGUCACCUUGUGAUGCAGAAGCUCAUGCGCAAGGUCGAGUCCCGAGUGGUUAUUCUGAGAAACAUGGUGGCGCCGGAAGACGUGGACGAGACCUUGCAGGAGGAGAUUCAGGACGAGUGCUCCAAGUUCGGCGUGGUCGAGCGAGUGAUCAUCUACAAGGAGAGGCAGUCCGAGGACGACGAGAACGCGGAAGUUAUUGUGAAAAUAUUCGUCGAGUUCUCCCAAAUGAGCGAAGCGGAACGCGCGAGAGACUCGUUGAACGGCCGUUACUUCGGCGGACGGCUGGUGAAAGGGGAGUUGUACGAUCAAGCUCUGUUCGACAAUAGCGACUUCUCCGGUUGAAGGAGACUCGUAUUUGCCGCUUAUACCUGAGUCUUCAUUGACUUCGUUCUCCCGAAAGGAAGAGAGAUUACACUUAAUGCCGACUGACGGUCUGGAAUCUUUUUGUUUUAUUUGAAAUUACUAUUAAAUAUAUAUAUAUUUAAAAAACUAUAUAUAUACAGAACAAACAUCCAACGUACGAUAUCACGAUGUUAACAGCAAGUAGUGAUUAAAAACCGCAGAGUUUAGGUAUAUAGGGAGACUGCACGGCACAGGAGGCGGUUUGGAGAAAAUGAUUCGGAUCGAUCAAACAAUUUUAGCCGUAAUCGCGAAUACAUUCGUAACUUUCUUUUGUAAUACAAAAUUUUCAUUAUCCUAGUCGUCCUGUAAUGCAAUACUGCAUGCAAUACAGUUUCUCAAACAUUUCAUACUCUCCUGUGUGUUACGCGUAGUGCUGUUGUUACUAUUUCAAUGUAAACCGAUAUUGAUUGUUUAGGGAGGCGAUCACACUUUAAUUUACAUGUAUAGGAAUAAUAGAAUAUUAAUAAAUCGUUUUGCAUA
Messenger RNA from Ooceraea biroi (clonal raider ant), 2459 nucleotides. RefSeq names its product Poly(U)-binding-splicing factor hfp (gene hfp). Gene Ontology annotation, biological process: mRNA splice site recognition; alternative mRNA splicing, via spliceosome; regulation of alternative mRNA splicing, via spliceosome. Gene Ontology annotation, cellular component: catalytic step 2 spliceosome; precatalytic spliceosome. Lineage: Eukaryota; Metazoa; Arthropoda; Insecta; Hymenoptera; Formicidae. Gene Ontology annotation, molecular function: RNA binding. The record is from RefSeq and is a predicted model, not a curated record.